Nicotiana tabacum (common tobacco) is the source of this 1077-nucleotide messenger RNA. The record is from RefSeq and is a predicted model, not a curated record. Lineage: Eukaryota; Viridiplantae; Streptophyta; Magnoliopsida; Solanales; Solanaceae.
AUGACCGAGCUUGUCCGCUAUCAUAACACAUCUAUUCAAAAGUUAGAGAUGCAAAUGAGAGAUCUCUCAAGAGAACAAUAUCCAAAGAAUAAGGGGACACUCCCAAGUGAUACAAUUGUAUACCCAAAGGGUAGUGGGAGCGGUCCAACUUCUCAUUGCAUGUCAAUUACUACUCGGAGUGGGAAAGUACUACAAGGAGAGAGUGAACAAGUGGUUGAAGUGGAAGAUUUCGAACAAGAAGUUGAGGCACAAGUUGAAGAGCUAAUUGUUGUUGAAGCUAAAAAGGUCCUGGAAGAGUUGAAAGUUCAAGAAAUGAACCGGGAAGAGGUUAAGGAAAAGGUUAGUUCCAUCAUUAGAACAACCCCCAUUCAAAGGAAAGAAGACCCGGGAGCUUUCAUCAUUCCAUGCACUAUUGGGGCGCAUGAUUUUGCAAGAGCUCUUUGUGAUAAUGGGGCUAGCAUCAUCUUAAUGACUCUUUCUAUUUACAAGCAAGCAGGGUUAGGUAUGCCGAGGCCUAAAAGUAUGAGGUUGCAGAUGGCCGAUCUUUCAAUAAAGAGACUAGUGGGAAUUGUUGAUGAUGUGCUUAUGAAAGUGGGAAAGUUUCAUCUACCAGCCAACUUUGUGAUCCUUGAUUGUGUGAUUAACAAAGAGAUCCCUAUCAUCUUCGGGAGACAAUUCCUUGCAAUCGGAAGAGCAGUUAUGGAUUCGGAACGAAAUGAGAUCAAGUUUCGAGUCAAUUAUAAAGAGGUCACAUUCCAUGAAAGCAAAGGUAUAAAGUUGCCAAAUGCAUAUGAAAGCAUCUCAGUCAUUGAUGUUGUCGAUGAGGUAGAAGACACAAUUGAGAUGAAGAGGAAAGAACAAUUCCUUGGUGAGGCGUUAGCGGCUCUUUUGGUAAACUUUGAUGGUGAAGACAAGGAGGGGUACAUGGAAUCGGUAGAACAAAUGUUGAAUGUCUUGAGGGAGCAUAAGCAAGCUAUUGGGUGGACAAUAGCGGACAUCCGAGAGAUUCUUGCUGGAAUUUGUGAUCAUAAGAUACAAUUGGAUCAAGAGAGUAAAGAAAGUGUGGUGCAUCAAUGA